This is a messenger RNA of Priapulus caudatus, 1530 nucleotides long. Its product is annotated as skeletal aspartic acid-rich protein 2-like. Bases 232 to 1119 code for a protein of 295 amino acids. The record is from RefSeq and is a predicted model, not a curated record. The transcript has 6 exons. NCBI's taxonomy places the organism in Eukaryota, Metazoa, Priapulida, Priapulimorpha, Priapulimorphida, Priapulidae.
CGCGCCAUAAUCAUCGUGAGUGGGUUCCGGUGUGCACUUCGCCCAGCGCCGUCCAAUAGCGAUAAGCCACGUCCACCGAGCGCGCUGGUGUUAGUCUGACGGUGUGUCGCAUAGCAAGCGGACGUGCAAACAGCAGGAACGCUUAUACACGCUUCGUUCUAACCGCCUUCAGGGAAGACCCGCGAACGUAACUACAUUCCGCCCUACCAACUCCACACACCGCCACGAAGCAUGUACCGACCGCUUCUCUUUGCCCUGCUCGUCGUCUACGUGGCGGGAAAAGACGUGAGCACCUGCGUUAGCCUGGAAGGGAAAGAUGCGAAGGUUUGCACGCAGGUUCUCGGUCAGUCGGGCAAGAUAGUCGUCGGCACGAGCGACCCGCCGACCAGCGACGACAACCGCGUCACGAUCUCGUUCAACUCCAUCAAAGAACUGAGCGCCGACGACGCCGAAGUCGGCAAGGGGAAGGACUCUCACAGCAUCAACAGCUUUGCUAGUCAGACGUUCGUCUUCUCCGACAUAGAUAAUGACGCAAAGUUCCAAGACAUCGGUGCUGUCAGCUUCAACUUUACGGCUGAAUUAGAAGGACCUGACGCCACUCUCGCCGUUACCGCCUAUAUUUUUACGGAGGAUGGUAAUAUCACGAACGGCGACGAGUGGUUUCUCGUGCAGGCAGGCAAUAUGAAGUUUAACGUUGAGAUCGAUAACUGGGCAUUUUGCAAGCAUAUCGUGGAGUGCAAGCAAGGAAGCACGGUAGAGGCAGGCGAAAAGCUCGACUUUAUGAUGGACAUCAAGGGAAAGGGCAACGCGGCAAAGAAGGACGACGAUAAAAGUGGGACGGCAGUAAACUACGACCUGGGCGGUGCAAACACUUCGAUCAUUCUGUCAACAAUGGUUUCCAAAGAUGGUGAGUGGAUGGAAAUGGAAAGUGACUACCCAAUGGUGGUGACUACCGGCGGAAAGCAAAGCUUCACUUUCCGUUUUCCCAGAGGCGAGCGGUUGCUGUAUGAUCCUACCAUCGAUAUGGGAAUCACGGAAAGCUCUGAUGGCUCCAUGACGUUGGUCGCCAACGCGCUCCUUGUUGGCCUUGCCGCUCUACUGACAAGAUUUGCUCACUAAACUCUCUGGUCGCCUUGCUUCGUAUUAUCAUUAGCUUCCUGAUGUCUGUAAUGAGCACAGCCGGAAUAUGUAUGGGAUCUACAGAAUGUGUUGUAUCACUCCAUUCCGAGCUUCAUGAAGGAAAUACAUGUUUCAUUCUUUAGGACUUGAUACGGUUAAUGCUGAUAUUGUCUCAUAUUAUUACCAUGGUUAUCGUUCACUGUAAAUAGACCGUAGGCGUCUAAGACCUCAAAGACAUUUCGCGUCUUGAGACAUGUUUGUGUAGUUAUUUUUCACUGCCCUGGAUAUAUUAUUUAAAUCUAUGCAAAACUAUUUCUGAUAGUAUGGACCUGGUGAGCAGAAAUAAGUGUGUGUGCAGGCUUUUCGUAUGGCAAAAAUGUGAAGCUUUCAAUAUAACAUCUAAUGAAUAAA